Impatiens glandulifera is the source of this 1160-nucleotide messenger RNA. RefSeq names its product probable xyloglucan endotransglucosylase/hydrolase protein 32. Gene Ontology annotation, cellular component: cell wall; apoplast. The record is from RefSeq and is a predicted model, not a curated record. Gene Ontology annotation, biological process: xyloglucan metabolic process; cell wall biogenesis. Gene Ontology annotation, molecular function: hydrolase activity, hydrolyzing O-glycosyl compounds; xyloglucan:xyloglucosyl transferase activity. The transcript is spliced from 4 exons. NCBI's taxonomy places the organism in Eukaryota, Viridiplantae, Streptophyta, Magnoliopsida, Ericales, Balsaminaceae. Bases 4 to 981 code for a protein of 325 amino acids.
UUAAUGGACCCACUAAUGGGUCUCAUUGCAUCAUCUUUGCAUUUAUUUAUAGAUUUCCAUAUCCAUGUUCUUCUUUCUACUAUGAAAAUGGGAUUUUUAUUCCAAGUUUUUACUCUCAUCCUUUUGAUGCCUUUAGCAAUUGCAGCCUCCUAUUGGCCACCAUCCCCUGGCUACUUUCCCAGUCAUAAAUUCAAGACUAUGAACUUCCAUCAGGCCUUUACCAAUCUCUGGGGUCCUGCCCACCAGAAACUUGACAGUAAUAAUAAUGCCAUUACUAUCUGGCUUGAUUCUUCCUCAGGAAGUGGGUUCAAGUCGGUUCGACCAUUUCGAUCUGGGUAUUUUGGAACCUCGAUCAAGCUUCAAACCGGUUACACUGCCGGAGUGAUUACAGCAUUUUAUCUUUCGAACAAUGAAGCUCAUCCAGGGUUGCAUGAUGAGGUUGACAUAGAGUUCUUGGGAACCACUUUUGGAAAGCCAUACACUCUUCAAACAAACGUGUAUAUAAGAGGAAGUGGUGAUGGAAAGAUCAUUGGAAGAGAAAUGAAAUUUCAUUUAUGGUUUGAUCCAACUCUGAAUUUUCAUCAUUAUGCAAUUCUAUGGAAUCCCAGAGAAAUCAUAUUCUUGGUGGAUGACGUGGCAAUAAGAAGGUAUCCAAGAAAGAGUGCAGAAACAUUUCCUUUAAGGCCAAUGUGGGUGUAUGGAUCCAUAUGGGAUGCUUCUUCAUGGGCCACUGAAAAUGGAAAAUAUAAAGCUGAUUAUAAGUAUCAGCCAUUUGUUGCUAUGUAUACUAACUUUAAGUCCGGUGGCUGCUCCGCUUAUGCUUCGAGGAAGUGCCGCCCUGUCUCAGCCUCUCCUUACCGGUGGGGUUUGACUAGAAAGCAGAAUUCUGUUAUGCAGUGGGUUCAAAGUCGUUACAAGGUUUACGAUUAUUGUAGAGACGAUAAGAGGGACCAUUCUCUCACACCAGAGUGUUGGGGCUAACCUAAAAUCUAUAUAUAGCUUAUAAUAACCUUUUGUUUUACUAUGGGGAUGGACUAAUUAUGCAUAUGAUGUAUCAGCAAGCAAUUAUACAUAUUUACUGUUCUUAACUUCUUGUUGGAAACUGGGUAUCUAAGAUUCCAUAUAAUAAGAAGAAAUCAAAGGAGGAAAUUGCUCAUAAA